Molecule: messenger RNA, 469 nt
Organism: Eurytemora carolleeae
Lineage: Eukaryota; Metazoa; Arthropoda; Copepoda; Calanoida; Temoridae
Exons: 8
Coding region: 1-435 (144 amino acids)
Source: RefSeq, a predicted model, not a curated record
AUGUAUACUCUGAUAAAGGGAGUGUGUACUCUGAUAAAUGAUGGUGAAGUUUUUGGCUCACUUGAGAAUAAGGAUGUCCACCAGGUGUCUCUAGAGUAUCUUGUCAAAUAUCUGAACAUUGGAAACCAACCGUUGAUUCUAAACAUCAAUACACAAGGUCUGAACUGUAAGGUGAUAACAAGUUAUUUGUGGAAGAAACCAAAACCUACAAUAUUCCUUUAUAUUUUUAUACGCUGGGACUCAGUUUACACAAGCAAGACUGGAAUGAGCGAUGAUUGUGAUGAAUUCCCACAAAUGUUAGAAGGUUUCAGAGUGUCUGGUUAUACUCCUUACACGCUCAAACUCAACCAAACCAAAACUCUCACUCAACAAGAGCUGAUGGAAGACGACAUCAAGUAUGUACUCUGGAAAGCGGAAUCAGCAAAAAAUCUUUGAUUAUUAAUUGCAAAAAUAUAAUUUAAUAAUCAUU